Messenger RNA from Tribolium castaneum (red flour beetle), 1559 nucleotides. RefSeq names its product titin. NCBI's taxonomy places the organism in Eukaryota, Metazoa, Arthropoda, Insecta, Coleoptera, Tenebrionidae. The record is from RefSeq and is a predicted model, not a curated record. Bases 117 to 1421 code for a protein of 434 amino acids. The transcript is spliced from 4 exons.
AAUUAUUCAUUAUUUGCCAAAAUUUAAUAUCGGGGGUAACCCCUAAUUGGUAUAUAAAGGCCCACUUACCAAAAACCAGUCAACACAGUUGCUUCGUCAAUCCUUCAAGCAUCAUCAUGAAAUUUCUGGUUUGCGCAUUACUGCUGACAUCUGCAGUCCUUGCAGAAGAAUCCUCAAAAUCGAAACGUGGCCUCAUCUUAGGCGAGCAUUUGGGACAUGACACCCUUUCCUUCGGGGGCUUAGAGGGCGGUCUUGGACUGCAAGGUGGCAUUGGAGUCGGGGGUGGUCUUGAAGAGGAACACCACGGGCACAUCCACCACAUCACCCUCCACAAGAAGAUCCCAUACCCAGUACCACACCCCUACCCAGUGCACAUCGAGAAGAAAGUACCAUACCCAGUUAAAGUGCCAGUACCAGUGAAAGUUGACAAGCCUUACCCUGUACAUGUGCCUGCACCUUACCCAGUCCACAUUGACAAGCCUUACCCAGUCAAAAUCGACAAACCAUACCCCGUCCCAGUGAAAGUACCAGUCAAAGUACCAGUACCAGUCAAGGUUCCUUUCCCAAUUGCCAAGCCUUACCCAGUGCCCAUCCACAAGCCAGUCCCUGUCCACAUCCCUGAAAUCAACAUCGUCAAGAAACCAGUACCUGUUUUCGUCAAGGGACACCACGAAGGAUUCUCUGAAGGUUUGGGAGAGAGCGGAUUGUCGUCUCUUGGAGGAGGACUCCAAGGUGGAUUUAUCGGAAGCGAAGGGUCGUCUCUAGGAGGCGGAAUCGGUCUUUCCAGCGGGGAUGAGUUUGUACAUCACCACCAUCAUCAUUAUAUUUUCCUCGCCUUCUUAGGCUUCUCCCUCGCUCAGGAAGCCCAAGAAGAGAAGAAACACACCAAACGCGGCAUCGAGUUCGGCGGUUUCGAAGGCGGCUUCGAAUUCGGGGGCGGCGAGGAGUUCGGGGGCGGCCAUGGCCACCAUGAACACCACGAACACAUCAAGACCAUCACCAUCACCAAAAAAGUGCCCUAUCCGGUGCCACACCCCGUACCUUACCCUGUUUACAAGCAUGUACCUUACCCUGUGAAAGUACCAGUCAAGGUACCGGUGCCCAAACCGUACCCGGUCCAUGUACCCAAGCCAUACCCCGUCAUUGUCAAGAAACCAUACCCUGUACCUGUCGAAAAACCAUACCCUGUACCUGUCAAGGUCCCAGUCAAGGUGCCAUACCCCGUCAAAGUACCUGUACAUGUGCCCAAACCUUACCCAGUCCAUGUACCUGUCAAAGUACCAGUCAAGGUUCCCUACAUCGUUGAAAAGAAAGUCCCGAUCUACAUCAAGGAACACCACCAUGAACACCACGACUUCGGAGGACACGAAGGCAUUGAAAGCAUUGGAGAAGGUUUCGAAUUCUCACAUGAACUUCACUAAAUUCUUGUUUUUUGUUACAGAUAUUCUAGUUGCUCAAUCCAUGAAUGUUACAUGUGAUAUUAAAUAGUUAUAGUUGAUUCUGUAACCCUUGUUGAGAUUAUAUUUUUCUAAUUGAAUAAAAUGUUGAAAAAAACAAAA